Protopolystoma xenopodis is the source of this 183-nucleotide messenger RNA. NCBI's taxonomy places the organism in Eukaryota, Metazoa, Platyhelminthes, Monogenea, Polystomatidea, Polystomatidae. The record is from the annotation of a GenBank genome assembly.
AUGGGAGGUGGAGUGCUUCAGCCUCCGGCCAGCAUUUUGCAACAGGCACCGGAAGCUGCGGGGGCAGUGGCGGGAAGAGUGGCAACCAGUGCAGAUGAUGCAACGGUGCAAAAGAACCCUGAACAGAAUGGCGGCCCGGUUCAAAGUGAUGUCUCUAAUUGUGGGAGAUUUCCAAUUGAAUGA